AUGAGCGGGCCCAAUCUCGCCCUGGCCAUCUCCAAAUCUGGAGGACUCGGCUUUAUCGGACCUGGUGCUAAGCCAGCAGAUAUUCAUACUGACCUCGCUACUCUCCGCGGCUUGGUAAAAGACGCCCCGCCGUCUAGCCUCCCGCUGAGCUUCGUGACUCCCAAGUCUCUGCUUCCCGUGGGGAUCGGCUUUCAACUCUGGGACGGCGAUAUGGACUCUGCCGCCCAGGCUGUCAAGGAGUAUCGUCCAUGCGCGGCGUGGCUCUUUGCCCCAAGGGACGGUCAGGCAGAUUUGGAUACAUGGGCCAACCGCCUUCGGGAAGCCUCGCCCGACACACAGAUUUGGAUCCAGAUCGGAACCCUCCAAGAAGCUUUGGAUAUUCUCCAGGGCAAGACUCGUCCCGACGUCAUCGUCGUGCAGGGGGCCGAGGCGGGUGGCCAUGGGAGAGCGCACGACGGACUGGGCAUCAUAACUCUAUUCCCCGAGAUCGCCGACGCGCUCGGGGACAACAGCGGAAUUGAUCUUGUCGCCGCCGGAGGUAUUGCAGAUGGGAGAGGUGUUGCCGCAGCGCUGGCCCUGGGGGCGGACGGGGUCGUCCUCGGCACACGGUUUUUGGCGUCGACCGAGGCCCGGAUCAGCAAGGGGUAUCAGCAGGAGGUGGUGCGGGCUACGGACGGCGCGAAGUCGACGACUCGCACCAUGCUGUACAAUCAGCUACGGGGCACGACGGGCUGGCCGGAGGGUUACAGCCCGCGGGGUAUUCUCAACCGGAGCUGGCAUGAUCACCAGGCCGGCGUGGGCUUUGAGGAGCUGAAGAGGCUGUAUGCCCAGGCGACGAAGGAGGGCGAUGCUGGAUGGGGCCCCGAGGGUAGGCUGGCCACGUAUGCGGGUGCGUCCAUCGGAUUGAUCCAUUCGGUAAAGGACGCUGGCGAGAUUGUCACCGAAUUGAGGACAGAGGCGAGUGAUAUUAUCAGACGGAAUUACUCUCGUUUGUAG
Clonostachys rhizophaga is the source of this 996-nucleotide messenger RNA. Lineage: Eukaryota; Fungi; Ascomycota; Sordariomycetes; Hypocreales; Bionectriaceae. The record is from the annotation of a GenBank genome assembly.